AUGGCAUCUUCGUCUUCUGCUACCCGAGCGAACCGACUGUCGAUCUCUUCGGAUGCGACUGCGGUCGACGCCAGUCGCUCGAUGCUGAUGGCCUCGUCGUCCUCGGCUGCGGUCGGACUCGGCUUGGGAUCAGCGUCCUCGGUAGGGCCGCAGCCUAUGACGACGAUCCCUCCUCCUCCACCAAUUGGUUCCAACGAGACGGGUCAAUACCGUAAGCCAGGCAACUGGGAUCCCAUCACCGUGGCGGCCAGAGCUGACGCUGUUUCCGUCAACAUCCCCUCUUCCGUCUCCGUCGUCGUUCCACGCGUGGGAUGACGUGACGUGCUUGCCUGCUCGGUACCCAACUCCCACAGACAUCUCGAGCAUCAUCAAUGACGGAUCCACCACCGCCAGUCUCGGAUCGAGCAUCAGCUCCGGGACACGGCUACCUGCCUUGUCGCUCGCCCAGAACCCGUACCUGCCUUCGUCCAUCUCGUCGCUCGGCACGACCUUCACCUCGGCCGGCACGAUGCCCAAAGCCUCGGCCACCUCAAAGUCGGUCGCCCAACGUCGUAGCCAGGCACCGCCGAUCGUCAUUGGUGGUGGCGAACUACGCCAAGUGCACAUCGACGAGUUUGACGCCUAUCUCAAAGAGAUCGCACCCGCGUUCGAGAGGUGGCAGCAGGAGAGUCGGCUCGGAAGAGACGGCACCGCCGACGUGAGCAACUCGCCCGUCGUAACCCGCGACGACGGCACUUUCGGCGUCACGAUCGACGACAAGCACGCCGUCGUCAUCAACACGCCCCGGUUGGGGAGGGAGGAACCGUUACCGCCGUUGGAGCAGGUGCCGCAGAUCUUUUUCGACCCGGCCUUCAACCUCUCCAAUCCGCGCACCUUUGAUCUCGUCACCGAGCGCAUCAAAUCCUCCCCUCCGAGUUCACCAACGAGGACCUCGGAUUUCGACGAUGCACCCGGAUCAGCACCAAGAACACUUUUCACCUCCACGGGCCUAGCUACAGAACCGAUCGAUGGAUUGGGGCCACUCACCCUCGCCGAUCUCGCGACCGAUCAAGUCUUGCAGGAGAAGCUCUCGCACUACACCGCCGUCAUCGAAUCCCACCUCGUGCGUGAGAUCGGUCGACGUUCCUCCUCCUUCUUCUCUGCCCUCUCGAACUUGCAGUCCCUGCAUCAUCGAGGCGACAUGACGCUAGCCAAAAUCGCUGAACUACAGACCGCUCUCGCACCCGAUCGUUCGGGUGUCGGCGGUGCGGCGAAGCGAGGUCUCAGCAUAUUGCGCGCCCAGGCACGACGCAGGGGACUUGAGGCGAUUGAGCGAGGGGUACGAGACGUUGAAGAGAUGUGGAAUGGGGUUGAAGCCGUCAAGGAGCUCGUUGAGAAUGGAGAGUGGAUCGGUGCGCUCGAAGUGAGCGAGCAGAUUGAGGCCGAGUACUACGGGACUCAUAACGGUGGAGGCGCGGAGCAAAACGGUCGCUCCAGAAGCUCGACAACAGGGAACCACGAUUACACCUCUGCGACACCCUCGACUCCCAACGCAAAGCGGAAACAUUCGAACAGCAGCGAGGCAUCCACGCGGCUACGGUACACGCGCGUCAAUGCAUUGGACGGGCUACCACGCAAACUCGGUCUCUUACGAACACAAGUCGCCAAGUCGCUCGAAACGGAGCUCGUUACGGUCUUGAACCACGAGAUGGAUGUCGGGAUCGCCGAUUACCAACGACUCGUGGCUGUUGGACGAUGGAUCCGAGCGAACUCCUCAUCAACGACGACGACCGCAUCGGCUCCGAUGUCAGGGUCCAGCGUCACUCCGCUGUCGCCUGCUUUCACGAGCGCUUUCGGUGUCUCCCUUUCGGAUGCGACGGAUGAGACGAGUGAGGUUGGACAGGAGCAGACGAGGGAGAGGGCGAGAGAUCGGACCCAGCCUAUUGUGACUGCGCUUGUGCGAGCGGACGGGAUGGACGGCGCGGUAGCGGCUUGGAGGGAGAAUGUGCUGAAAGAUGUGCGGAGAUUGGUCAGAGAGGUGAGCUUCACGAAAUGAUCUGUGCGAUGUCACAUACACAUCCCUGACCUGUGCUACAAACCGUUCAGCAUCUGCCCUUCUCAGAUGCGACAGACUCGCCCAUGGGAGAGCCAGAUGAUCCCCUGGCUCUGGCCUCCGUACGCGCCUCACCAGCGGGCAAACUCGGCACUUCGGAGCUCUCGGACAAGAGCGCGACCCUGGCCAAACGAUUACGCGCCCUGUCCCACGAGGACUUUAUGCGUCUCGCUCGAGCUACGUACCUCGGUAUGCUAGGCGCUCUUGAAAUCGUCGACGUUCAUGCCCAUGUCCUCAACGAAGUGGCAAGGGCCAGUUACGAUGAUGAGCGAGCGAGCCGAGCGAGGCGCACCAGCUUGGACGGCGACGCUGCGCCUAAUCCGCCACGUACGUCGUCUUUGAACGUCCCCGGGGCUGAAUUCGAGCCGAUAUCAGCGAAAGGCAACAGCGCGGGAAGUAACGAUCGAUCAAGCGUGUCGGACGAAGCCGCACUCUACUCGGACAUCACCGACGUCGUCCACGCCGUGGCCGAAUUAGCGAACUUGCGUUUCUCGAAAGUGAUCGGCGUGCGCACGGAGCAACACGCGCACUUACCCCUCGAAUCAUUUAUCGAGAUCUUUGAUACGUCAUGGGCGUUUGUCCUGCGGUGCGAGACGAUCUGUCAACGCAUGAUCGUCGGCUUGCGUGGUGUGAUGGUUGGUCAAGCGAAGACGUUCUUACAGACGCUCCAUCAGAGGCGGUUGACGGAUUCGGCUAAAUACGUCGAGGAGGAACAGUGGGCUGCGGCUGACGUCCCGGCUUCAACGCAACACAUCGUCAAUCUCGUUAUCGAAACUGCGACGAAUGAUCCACCCGAGUUGCUCCUGGGUCAACGGGUCGUAGAAGCCAGAUUAGAGUCCAAGAAUGGAACCCCCUCUUCGACCUUGAUCGCCGAUGCCACACCCGAAGCAAGCGUGGCCAAGUCCGCUAAACAAGUCGACAUCGAAGGGCGCAAAUACUUCGCUGUCUCGGCCGGUGUAUUGGCCCUCGACGUAUUGGCCGACUAUCUCAAAGUCGUCAUCAAUUGUCCGUUGUUGACCACGGACGCGAUGAGCAAAGUCGUCGAAUUUCUGAAGGUACGAGUGAUGAUUGGGAAAGACUUUUUGCGAAAGUGACGAAGCUGACUUGUCUUCCGCCAUUCCAUCAUUUCUGCAGUCUUACAACUCUCGCACGUGUCAAGUCGUGCUUGGGGCUGGGGCGAUGCGCUCAGCCGGUCUAAAGAACAUUACCGCUAAGCAUCUCGGUGAGUCUGAUCGCUGUUCAGGUUGAGCGCUCAUUUGUGCUGAGACGCUGACGGCUGCUCUUAUUGCACGUCGGACCCUUUGCAGCUCUCGCAUCGCAGGCGCUCUCAAUCAUGAUCUCGCUCGUGCCCUACAUCCGAGAAUGCCUACGCCGCCACCUCAAUCCUAAGCAAGCAAUCAUGCUCGUCGAAUUCGACAAAGUCAAGCGCGACUACCAAGAACACCAAAGCGAGAUUCACUCCAAGCUCGUAGCCAUCAUGAGUGAUCGUCUCGAAGUCCAUGCGAAGACGCUCAAGUCGCUCAAUUGGGCCGCAGAGGAUACGAGCAACCAAGGUGCGAACGCUUACAUGGAAUCGUUGGUCAAGGAACAUAUCACGUUGCACAAAGUUUUGUCGCGCUUUCUGCACACCGAAACGGUCAUCUUCAUCAUGCGGCAGGUCUUUACGGCUUUGGAACAACGGCUCAAGUCGGAGUUUGCGGCGAUCGAGUUAGCGAACGAGGGGGGCAAACGAAGAAUGUUGGGCGACGUGGCACAUUUGAGGAUGAGAUUUGGCGAGCUAAGGGGUUUGGAGGAGUUGGUACCAGGGAAAGAAUUGGAGACACUCGUCGCCGCCAAGGACGUACCCAAACCGGUGGCUCCCAAGCCAAAAUCGGCCCCCGUGCCGGCGCCCGUACCUGCACCUGCACCCGCACCCGCGCCUACGCCACUCAUUCCUGUCGUCGAACAGCCGGUCGUCUCGGUCGCUCCUGCCCCUCCCACUCGCACCUCUACGGAAAGUGUCGAGCCAACUGUAGCCGAUCCAGUUCCAGACACACCCGCUACAGCACCUACUUCUGAAGCCCCUACCACGUCCGCACCCUCGACUUCCAUCCCUGCUCCGAGCGACAACGUUACCUCGACCCCAACCUUCACUUCCCCCCGCGAAUCCCUCGACUCCAACCGUCCCCCCCUCGACUCACCGCCUAUAAUCUCCUCAAGUACCAACUCCCCCAUACUCAAUCGUGCUCCACCGACCGACGUACCUCUAAGCACGGACCCCCCGAAACGCAAGUCCGUGGCCGAACGUUUGGCCGAAAUGGCGCGGAGGGGAAGUAAUUCUGCCGCGAGCAAGGCGUCGAGUUUGUUGCCUCCUUCGGUCAAGUCGUCGCCAAAAUUGGGACUGGGAUUGGCUCAGGUGCCUGAGACUCUUGAGAAGGAUGGGAAGAUCGAGGAUGUUGUCGCUGCUGCGCAGCCGCAGGAAGCGGUCGGCGUUGCGCAGGAGGAGGUCGUUCAGGCAGCAGCUCCUGACGCUGAGUCGACGGUGAUUGCGGAUAAGCUGGACACGGUGGAGAUAAAGGUAGUACCGAUCGUUGAAGGCACUCCUGAGGAAGCCAAGGCGGAGCACGUCGACCCGGUCGUCGUCCCAGACGCCACCCCACCCAAGGAGGAAGCUCAAGAGCAUGCUGCCGAUGAGGCGCCCGCUUCGGAAACCAUCGUCGACCCGAUUUCGAGCACCAUGGCGUCGACAUCACCCCCACCUCCUGCAGUCGACGAGGUCGUAACCUCAAUGCAGCUCGAAUCUGCAGAGGCUCGUGUCGAACCCCGAUUACCAGAAGAGGUGGUCGAUUCGGUGACGCCCCCGGAGAUCUCCGACUUUAUCCCAGACCACGCGUCGGAAGUUGUAGCAGACCCGACAGUGAAUAUCGACGAAGCGAUCGCGGAUCUUGCUCAAGAAGCAUCUUUUCCUGUGCCUGAACCAAUCAUAAAGACAGAGCCCGAGUCGGUCCCGAACACUAACGAUGAUGAUACUCCCUCGGACGUGGCGGACACGUCCCCUUCGCCCGUCACUCCCGCUCCUGAACCUACCAAACCCGAGAUCGAGGACGUCGAGGACGUCGAAGAAGUAGAAGAGGCGUCGUUCCUGUAG
Molecule: messenger RNA, 5219 nt
Organism: Microbotryum saponariae
Lineage: Eukaryota; Fungi; Basidiomycota; Microbotryomycetes; Microbotryales; Microbotryaceae
Source: the annotation of a GenBank genome assembly